UGCUCAUAUCUAGAUCCGAACAGUCGACGAUUGGAUUUGCACCAAGAACUAUCGAUCAGUGUGCCUUAGUAAGAAGUACCGGAAGUUUGCGGUGCAGGGAAUACAUCUUCUUGAAGGAUUUAAGACAGCUCAUAUUAAGGCUCACUGUGCUAGCCCCCAGUCUGCCCAAUGGAAACUAAAAAGAUAAAGACUGUUAUAAACGCCGAGGAAGAGCACUUGGCUUCUAAGUCAAUAAAAACAACUAGAAAAACUCUAAAAAAGGUAACAAAAACUAAUUCCAAAACAGAGACACUUGUGGAAACCAAACUCGAGGACACCGGAUCGACAAACUCAAUCCGGGAGAAUGAUAAAAAAAUGUUUGAUUCCGUCGUUGGAGCACCUGUGGAACCUCAGGAACUGUCAGGAAAUAAUCCAGAGGAUGGUGGGGAUGGGAAUGGGAAUGUUGCUCUUAAAAAGAAGAGCAAAGCAAAAAAGCCAAAGAAAUGCGAAUACGAUAAUCAAAACAUAUCUGUCAAAAGCAGUUUUAACAAGUUCGAGGCCCUUCAGAAGCGUAAUUUAAUUCAUGUACGUUCAAGUGAUUCAAGUAAAGCCCAAGAAAUCUUCAGUAAUCUGCAAGAUGAGCAGCAGACCCAUUGUCGAUAUUGCACCAAGCCGGUUUAUAAAAUGGAAGAGGUCAUAGUUCAGUUCAAGACUGAUAAAGGUAUCUACCACAAAUCCUGCUUGCGCUGCCAAGAUUGCGCAAAACAAUUGAAGUUCGACAACUACCAGAGUCACGAAGGUAAUCUGUACUGCAAUGUACAUUUCAAGUUGCUCUUUGCGCCCAAGGUCGUGGAGCAGGACGAAGAGCCCAAGCCCCGUAAAACGGAGCUCAUCAUACGCGAAAGUCAGCCGACCGAGCUCCCGCCGGACGUCGUACGCGCAUCUGAUAAACCGGAUCUGGGACUCGAUGAGCUGCAUCAACUGAACGUUCGCUCCAGAUUUGAGCUAUUCGAGAAUGUGGAACAGAAUAAACUUAAGGAGGAGCAAUUGCAGGCUCAGCAGCGUCCCGUGAUAAAGCGCAGCACUUCCGUUCUAACCAAGUAUCGCCUAAAUAGCGCCGAGAUCGAAAAUAAUUGUUCCGACAGCGGCGACGAGUCUGGCGAAGAGAAUGAGGACGCCGACUUGAUACGUUCCAAGAGAAGCACCCAAAAGGAGCGGCCCGUGGGCCUUGGCGAUGCCAUGAACGACAUCAAGACGAGAUUUGAGAAGGGCACCAUGCAGUCGAAGGAGGAACGACGCGAGGAGCGAAAACAGGAAAUCCAAAAUAUACGCUCUCGCCUGUUCAUGGGCAAGCAGGCGAAAAUCAAGGAAAUGUAUCAGCAGGCUGUUGCCGAAUCCGAGCACGGAAUUACGUCCGUUGGCAAACAGCCGGACAUCCAAAUUGAAGGAGCAGCGGCUCGUUCCAUUAAGGAACGAUUCGAAAAUGGUGCAAUAUUCAAUGUUAAGGGCAACAAUGUCGAACCAACCGAUUGCAACAAUCACAGCUCGGGUCUAUCGGAGGAUGCCGAUGUAUUUGAGUCUGCUAUAAGUAAAAAGUCACGAAGUAUCUUUAAGGAGUUGGAAGCAAACUCGGUAUCAAAUUCGAAUAACCAGAUAAAAUUUCAAAAACAACGACCUGUUGCACUCAGCAAAUGCACGAGCCAAAGUCAAGUGUGCGAGAAUGCUGACCUUGAUGUCGUAAAAUGUGAUGAUAAGCCAGAGGAUGUAAAAAUAGCCACCGAUGAGUUGAGCCAGAAGUUCAAAUUCUUUGAAACCUAUCGUCCAAAAGGCAGUGAGAAACGCCAGUUCCGCAUAACGCCGCCUCGGGAAGGUGUUGUCAAGAUGCCGUCACCCGAUUCCGAUUCGGGGCAAGCGGAUGAUCGAAAGUUGAACUUGUCGUUCGACGAAAAUGUGCUGCAAAAAACGCAGACCACGUCAACGAUGCUAAACAAAUUUCGUGAAAUGGAGCAAAACACAUUCAAGAAAGCAGAAUGUUACAGUCCCAAGCCACUAAAGUGUUUCACUCCUCCGCCGGAAGAUAGGCGGGUGCAUUAUGAUAAAUCCAAUAGUGAAGAGGAGGGGGACGAGGACGAGGACGAGGACGAGUACGAGAGCGAUGAUGAAGCUGAAAUUGAUAAAGAAAUUUUAGCAUUAAGCUCAAGCAAUGGGGACGAAGCUCUCAAAGAGGCACAGAGCGCGGCCCGAGCCAAGCAAUUGCGCGCCAAAUUCGAAAAAUGGCAGGCCAAUGAAAUCAAGCGGGAGCUUAUUGAUGGCUAUGUUGAUAUCUAUUCGCAACAAGUAUCUGACGAUUCAACAAUAGAAAGCGCAAAGACAAUUCGCGAGCGAUUUGAAAAUAUGCGAAACCUCGAGCGCAAUUCUUCGAAUGGCCCCCGUUAUCAGGUUAAUCGUUUUGUAUAAUUUCUUUUGGUAAUGGCUGGUGCUGGACUAUUUUGGAACGCUAAGAACAAUGAUUUUAACAAAAACAAAUUACUGUAUUUACUUAUUUAUUAUAUUUUGUUAUAGAAGUAAUACAAGUAUAAAUCAAUGUACCAAACUCUUUUAGUCUAGGCAAAUUCAUUUCUACAUUACCAAUAUCAUCGUCAGCAAGAUUAUCUCUAUA
Molecule: messenger RNA, 2638 nt
Organism: Drosophila virilis
Lineage: Eukaryota; Metazoa; Arthropoda; Insecta; Diptera; Drosophilidae
Source: RefSeq, a predicted model, not a curated record